AGAUGCGCUCCUCCGCGCGCCCUGCGUUCAGCGGCGGGCGGACACGGCACAGACGGACCAGGAGGCACCAUGACUGCACCCAGCAACACCUACGAUGUGAUAGUGGUCGGCGGAGGCAUAUCAGGUUUGAGUGCAGCCAAGCUGUUGAAAGCCAGUGGACUGAGCCCCGUGGUUCUGGAAGCCAGGGAUCGGGUCGGAGGUCGUACCUUCACCGUGCGGAAUAAGGAGACCAAGUGGGUCGACCUAGGCGGGGCUUACAUCGGUCCAACUCAGAACCGAAUCCUCCGACUGGCCAAAGAAUAUGGCGUUAAAACCUACAAAGUCAACGAGCAGGAGAACCUGGUGCAUUAUACCAAAGGAAAGUCUUACCCAUUUAAAGGCUCCUUCCCUCCCAUGUGGAAUCCCUUUGUCUUAUUGGACUUCAACAACCUGUUUAGGACGAUGGACGAGAUGGGCAAGGAGAUCCCCAAAGAGGCUCCCUGGAGAGCUCCUCACGCUGAGGAAUGGGACAAGAUGACCAUGAAACAGCUCUUUGAAAAAGUCUGCUGGACCAGUACUGUCCGUCGCUUCGCCACACUGUUUGUCAAUGUGAACGUGACCUCUGAACCCCACGAGGUGUCGGCGCUCUGGUUCCUCUGGUACGUCAAACAGUGUGGAGGAACCAUGAGGAUCUUCUCCACCACUAACGGAGGACAGGAGAGGAAGUUCGUGGGUGGCUCCAGUCAGAUCAGCGAGUGUAUGGCCAAGGAGCUGGGUGACCGGGUGAAGCUGGAGUCCCCCGUCUACAGGAUUGACCAGACCGGGGACAUAGUGGUGGUGGAGACGGUGGACAAACAGACCUACAAAGCCAAGUAUGUGAUUGUAGCCACGCCCCCUGGUCUGAACCUGAAGAUUCACUUUAACCCUGAGCUGCCGCCGCUGAGGAACCAGCUGAUCAGCCGUGUCCCCAUGGGCUCCGUCAUCAAGUGCAUGGUGUACUACAAGGAGAACUUCUGGAGGAAAAAGGGUUUCUGUGGCAGUAUGGUGAUUGAAGAGGAGGGCGCUCCCAUUGGUCUGACCCUGGAUGACACAAAGCCUGAUGGGACUGUUCCUGCCAUUAUGGGAUUCAUCCUCGCCCGCAAGUGCAGAAAGCUCUCAGGCCUGACUAAAGAAGAGAGGCUGAAGAGGAUCUGCGAGAUCUACUCCAAAGUGCUCGGCACAGACGAGGCUCUGCAUCCGGUGCACUAUGAGGAGAAGAACUGGUGUGAAGAGGAGUACUCUGGGGGCUGCUACACGGCAUAUUUCCCCCCUGGAAUCCUGACCCAGUACGGCAAGGUGCUGAGGGAACCGGUGGGCAAUUUGUAUUUUGCGGGAACAGAGACGGCGACGGAGUGGAGCGGAUACAUGGAGGGGGCGGUUGAGGCAGGAGAGAGGGCAGCCCGGGAGAUCUUGUGUGCCAUGGGAAAAAUCCACCCGAGUCAGAUCUGGCAACAGGAGCCUGAGUCCAUGGAAGUCCCUGCUCUCCCCUUCGUCACCUCCUUUUGGGAGAGGAAUCUGCCUUCAGUUGGCGGUGUCUUCAAGAUGUUAGGAAUCUCCACCGUCCUGUCUGUUGCCACGGCAGCAGGCGUGAUUGCCUAUAAGAAGGGCGUCCUUCCCCGGAGUUAAACCACCCACACCUGUCACCUCACUCCUUUGUAUCUGAAGGGGCACAUCUCCAUAGACACUGUACUCUUGUACUUGUAAAGCACUACUUUUCGGCUCCAAACUACAAAGUAGUGAAGUAUAGAGUAUAGAAAUGUCUGGCUCAUGUAAAACUAAUGCAACAUCACUCUGUGCACUGUCUGUCUGCAAAGAGAGUAAUGAGCUGACUUACAGCUGAGAGAUGCUGGUUUGAGACGACUGAAGUAAUUGCAGUGUAAAACCAUACAAAAGUCACACUGAGCAUGAUUCAGAUUGUUAAACAAAUGAAGAAAAAAAUGAAUCUAUUCUUAAAGAAGAAAGAAAAACCUAUCACUACUAAUAUUCCACACAUUGCCAAUGACAUUCACUUCUUUGAUUACGUGAGUUUUAACUCGUAAUGCUUAAUUAACGUGUGUGUAUGAGCUUCGUUUGCAUGCAUGCACACACAUGCUUUGGUGAGCAUGCAUGCGUGUGAGUGUGUGUCAGUUGUGUACAAAUGUGUGUGUUUUAUCAACUGUGUCUACUUACCUCUGCUGAUUUUAGGUGCUGAUUUAUUUCGGGGCAAGCAGCUACAGCUAUUUGAGUCUCAGUAGCAACAGAAUAGAGUUGUUUCAUUGUCCAACACAAAAAUCUGAGGAGUAUUGUGGUUUUGUGUUAUUUUUACUGUCAAAAAAUCCAGUGAAAAGACGCAAAUCAACAUUGAAUUCAUGUCGUGGUUGUGUUAAAAAUGAAAAAAUAUAGAACGUGGAUAUAAAAUCACACAAAAUUAGAGUGAAGAAGGGUUUUAUACAUGUCAACUUAAGUCUGUACAUUAUUAUUAUUAUUUUUUUUAAUCUGAGAAGAAAAUAGGUUUUCAAGUCCUUUUAAUAUUGCAUUUGACCGUUUGACACUUAUCCCACAUUAAGCGUUUUACAUGGAUUAUUAACUUAUUAAUAACCCACGGAAAAUCCACAGUUUCAUCAACAUAACGUCUGCGAAAACAGCUGAUGUUGCAAACCUCAUUUCCCAGUGUCAUAGCGCUCCUUUUUUCAUCCAAAACUAUUAAAAACACAUCAGGGAGCCAUACUUUUGCACUGGUGGACAUGAUUUCUUUGUUCAUUACAAUGAUCUCAAGCACCAGUUUUUUUUAAAGAAUUCCAACAACAAAAACAGUUUAAAGGAGUGAAACAGCCACAGAGGAGAAUUUGGUCUUUUCUGCAGAUUUGUUGAUAGUAAAAAUAGACUGAAAACCUGCAUUUAGGGGUAAUGUAGUGCUACUAAGCUGCUGUUUAUGGAUAUCUUUCAAUGGAAAAUGUAAUGGAAGCGUUCGAAUGUAUUUUCACACAUCAUUAGUUGCGGAAUUAUGAUGAUCAGACAUUUUUAGAUCUAUAUAUUUUUUACUUUCUGUCAAUUAACCCAAAGUAUAGCACCCCACCCAUUCAAACAACAUAUACUAAGGUUUACAAAUUAACCAAUUCUGAUUUCUUUACUGACAUUGGCAACUAUUUAGAGACAUUCAGUAUGUGUGUAAAGUGAAGGAACAAAGUAUAGCUCACUCAGUUCCUCCAAUUAGUAAAUUAAAAUCUAUAAAUUAAUAAUCGACUGUACAUAGUUGCACCUUUUAGAUACUUUAUGUGUUAUUUACUUAAAGAAAAUAUACUUUAUUUAAACUACACAAGAUCCUAGAUUAUGUUUCCUGAGAUAAGUUUGUCAGAUAAGUAAACCUGCCUCUUCCUACAAUAAAUAUAGGGCAAAAAAUAUCCAUCCAGAAACGUCAUUAUUCAUAAAAAUGUUGCAGUAAAUAUAAAUUGUUGAUUCUGGUAAAUGUAUUUCAAAACUAACGCAUGAUUCACUCAUUCAGCCUUUAUUUUGACUUGUAUGUAUUGAGGUGAGUAAGACGAUCACAGUGAU
Messenger RNA from Sphaeramia orbicularis (orbiculate cardinalfish), 3549 nucleotides. It is a transcript of the gene maoa, whose product is annotated as monoamine oxidase. NCBI's taxonomy places the organism in Eukaryota, Metazoa, Chordata, Actinopteri, Kurtiformes, Apogonidae. Gene Ontology annotation, molecular function: flavin adenine dinucleotide binding; primary methylamine oxidase activity. The record is from RefSeq and is a predicted model, not a curated record. Gene Ontology annotation, cellular component: mitochondrion. The transcript is spliced from 15 exons. The coding region runs from base 70 to 1644 and encodes 524 amino acids.